Messenger RNA from Aedes albopictus (Asian tiger mosquito), 6493 nucleotides. Its product is annotated as basic proline-rich protein-like. The record is from RefSeq and is a predicted model, not a curated record. NCBI's taxonomy places the organism in Eukaryota, Metazoa, Arthropoda, Insecta, Diptera, Culicidae. The coding region runs from base 2984 to 4414 and encodes 476 amino acids. The transcript has 3 exons.
GUUAAUUCUCCGCUUUUCCUUUGUGCUACAUCGGAUCCGUGAUUGUCACCAUAUCGACGAUUUGCGGAAAAUAGUAAUUUUAACCCGUAUCCCCCGCUUGGCACCCUGAAGUUCCUGGACGAUUUUCGAAACAGUGACAGAGAAGUGCCAGAGCUGCUGGCUGAGGCAUAUUUCUUGACUCUUGAGUAUCCCGGAGGAUAAGAGCCGUAUCUCGGAUGGUGUUUUACAUUGUUGGCAAACUGCAAGGAGACAGGAGGACAGACGUUUUACUCAGAAUGUUGGAAUAAAACCGAAGCAUUCCGGUGAUGUUCAGAGGAACAAUUUAGAUGCAUAUCGUGGUGAUGCAAUGCAGCCGACCGCGGUGCGGAAGAAUGGGACCAAAUUUGUACGGCGCAGCUGCUUCCUACUUCCGAUAAACGAACAAACGGAUUGCCGGAAUGCAAAAAAUCACCUGGAGCUAUCACGAGCCCUCGAGGCUCGUCUGGACUAUCCACGACACCAACCAAGACGCAUGUUCCUAGAUUGCUCGAUGGGAAAAUCAUUGAAGAUUACGAAAUAACGAACAGAGGUUUCCAUAUUGUUUGAACAUUCUAACCCUUUUCAAACGAGUGUAGGCAAAUGGCAAUAAAUUAAGAUGUGUACAACAACAACAAUCAUUUUCUGCCAUGAACAUUCAAUCAAUGUUGAAUUGUAUUCGACAUACCCGAAGGUCCAAAUUAUAUGUAAUAAAUCUCAAAACAUCCGAAAUGCUUCAUCCAGAUAAUCGUACAGAUUGCAAAAGGCGUACCGAAAGAGGAUUGGGUCCAGGGAUUGCUCCAAAAAAUACUCAAGGUAUUGCUGCAGGUUUCCAUCAGAGAUUGCUCCAGAAAUUCCUAUAAAAAUUCUUCCAGAGAUUUCUCAGAAAUUCCUUCAGAUUCCUCCAGGAAUUCCUUCGAGGUUUCCUCCAGGAAUUUUUUCAAAGGCUCCUCCAAGAAUACCUCCAGGCAUUCGUCCUGUGAUGCCUCCAGGAAUUUCUUCAAAGAUUUCUCCAAAAAUGCCUAGAGGGAUUUAUCCUGGGAUUCCUCCAUGAAUACCGCCGGUAAAUCUUCCAGAUUCCUCCAGAAAUUCUUCCUGGGAUUUCUUCAGGAAUUUUUGUUGGAAUUCUCCAGGAAUAUUUCCAGGGAUUCCUCCCGGAAUACCGCCGAUACACCUUCCAAAAUAUCCACAUGGAAUUCGUCCAGGAAUUCCCGCCGAGAUUCCUCCAGGAAUUCCUCCGGGGAUUCCUCCAGAUCUAGAAUUUUUUCCGGGAAUUCCUCCAAGAACUCCUUCGGGGGUUCAUUCAGGAAUUUCUUCAAAGACUCCUCCAGGGCUGCCUGCUGGAAUUUCUCCAGGGAUUCUUCUAGGAAUACCUCCAGGGAUUCUUCAAGGAAUUCCUUCAGGCAUGCCCGUAACUACAGCGCAAUUGGCCCCUCAAUUUCAAUGUCGUGCACGCUUGUUAUACACUACUGCCAGCGUGCCUGACAUUGGAACUGAGGGGCCAAAUGGGUUGUUAUAUGCAUGUCUCCGGGGAUUUCUCCAGGUAUAUCUCCAGGGAUUCAUCCUAGGAUUCCUUCAUGAGUUUCUUCAAAAAAUCCUCCAAAAGUACCUCCAGGGAUUUCUCCAGGCAUUCCUCCAGGAACAUCUCCAGGGAUUCAUUCUGGGAUUCCUCCAAUAAUUCCUCCAGGGAUUCCCUGGAACUCCGUCCGGAAUUUCUUCAGAGAUUCCUCCAAAAAUUCCUCCAGGGAUGUCUCCAGAAAUUCCUCUAGGGAUUUCUCCACAUAUCCAUCCUGGGAUUCCUCCAGGAAUUUCUUCAAAGAUUCCUCCAAAAAUACCUCCAGGGAUUUCUCCAGGAAUUCCUCCAGAGAUUCCUUCAGGAAUUCCUCCAGGGACUUCUACAGGAAUUUCUCCAGGGAUUCCUUCAGGAAUUCCUCCAGGAUUCCUCCAAACAUUCAUUCAGGAAUUUUUUUCAGAAAUUCCUCCAGGGAUUCCUCCAAGAAUACCUCCAGGGAUUCAUCCUGGGAAUCCUCCAGGAAUUUCUUUAAAGACUCCUCCAGGAAUUCCUCUAGGCCAGGGAUUUCUCCAGAAAUUUCUUUAAAGAUUUCUCCAGGAAUUUCUUUUAAGAUUCCUCCAAAAUUACCUCCAAGGAUUCCUCCAGGAAUACCGCCGAUAAAAAUCUUACAAAAAUUUUUACCAGGAAUUCCCGCAGAGAUUCCUCCAGAAAUUCUGUCUGGGAUUUCUUCAGGAAUUUUUCUUGAGUACUACAGGAAUACCGACGAUAAAUCUUUCAAAACAUCCACAUGGAAUUCAUCCAGGAAUUCCCGCCGAGAUUCCUCCAGGAAUACCACCAGGAAUUCCUCCAGGGAUUCCUUUAGAAAUUUCUCCGGGGAUCCCUCCAAAAAUUCCUCCUUAAAUUCAUCUAGGAAUUUCUUCAAAGACUCCUCCAGGGCUGCCUUCAGGAAUUCUUCCAGGGAUUCCUCUAGGAAUACCUCCAGGGAUUCUUCAAUGAAUUCCUCCGGUGAUUCCUCCAGGAAUAUUUUCAAAGAUUCCUCCAGUAAUACUUCCAGGAAUUAUUCCACGGACUCCUCCAGAAAUUUCUCUAGGAAAUCCUCCAGGGAUUCCUCCAAAAAUUCCUCCAGGAAUUUCUUCAGAGAUUUCUCCAAAAACACCUCCAGGGAUUUCUCCAGGGAUUUCUUUAUUAACUGCUUAAGGAAUUCCUCCAGGCCAGGAAUUUCUCCAGGGAUUCCUCUAGGAAUACCACCGAUGAAUCUUCCAAAAUUUCCACCAGAAAUUCCCACAGAGAUUUCUCCAGAAAUUCUUCCUGGGAAUUUUUCAGAAUAUUUUGUUGGAACUCUCCAGGAAUAUUUCAGGAAUUGCUCCCGGAAUACCGCCCAUAAAUCUUCCAAAAUAUCCACAGGGAAUUCAUCAAGGAAUUCCCGCCGAGAUACCUCCAGAAAUACCAACAGGAAUGCCUCCGGAGAUUCCUCUAGAAAUUUCUCCGAGGAUCCCUCCAAGAAUUCUUCCGGGGAUUAAUCCAGGAAUUUCUUCAAAGGCUCCUCUAAAGCUGCCUCCAAGAAUUCCCCCAGGGACUCCUCUAGGAAUACCUCCAGGGAUUCUGCAAAGAAUUCCUCCGCGGAUUCCUCCAGAAAUUUCUUCGAAGAUUCCUCCAGAAAUACCUCCAGAAAUUAUUCCAGGGACUCCUCCAGGAUUUUCUCCAGGGAUUCCUACAGGAAUUCCUCCAGGAGUUCUUCCAGGAAUUCCUCCAAGGAUUCAACCAGGGAUUCCUCCAGGAAUUUUUCCAGGGAUUCCUCCAGGAAUUCCUCCAUCGAUUCCUCCAGGAAUUCCUCCAGUGAUUCCUCCAGCAAUUCCUCCAGGAAUUCCUCCAGGAAUUCCUCCAGGGACUUCUCCAGGAAUUCCUCCAGGAAUUUCUCCGGGGAUUUCUCCAGGAAUUCCCCCAGGAACACAUCCAGGGAUUCAUCCUGGGAUUCCUCCAAAAAUUCUUCCAGGGAUUCCUCCAGGAAUUCCUCCAGGGAUUCUUCCAGGAAUUCCUCCAAGGUUACCUCCAAAAAUUUCUCCUGUAAUUGCUCGUGGGAUUCCUCCAAGAAUACCUCCAGGGAUUCCUUCAGGAAUUCCUCCAGGGAUUCUUCCAGGAAUUCCUCCAGGAAUUUCUCCAUGGAUUCCUCCAAAAAAUCCUCCAGGGAUUUCUGCAGAAAUUCCUCCAGUGAUUUCCCCAAGGAUUCCUCCAGGAAUACCUCCAGGGAUUUCUCCAAGGAUUCCUCCAGGAAUUCCUCCAGGGAUUCUUCCAGGAAUUCCUCCAGGAAUUUCUCCAUGGAUUCCUCCAGUGAUUUCUCCAGGGAUUCCUCCAGGAAUACCUCCAGGGAUUUUUCCAAGGAUUCCUCCAGGAAUACCUCCUGGGAUUCAUCCUGGGAUUCCUCCAAAAAUUCCUCCAGGGAUUGCUCCAGGAAUUUCUUCAAGGAUUCUUCCAAAAAUACCAAAAAAUCCACCAGGAAUUCCCGCAGAGAUUCCUCUUGAAAUUCUUCCUGGGGUAGCUUCAGGAAUUUUUCUUGGAAUACUACCGCCGAUAAAUCUCCCAAAAUAUCCACAUGAAAUUCAUCCAGGAAUUCCCGCCAGGAAUUCCCCCAGGAAUUCUCCAGGGAUUUCUCCAGAAAUUUGUACAGAGAUUACUCCAGUAAUCCCUCCAGGGACUCCAGGAAUUUCUCCUGGAAUUCCUCCAGGAAAUUCACCAGGGAUUCCUCCAGGACUUCCUCUUGGGAUUCCUCCAGGGAUUUCUCCAAGAAUUCUUCUGGGGAUUCCUUCACAAUAUUUUUCCGGGAUUUCAUCAAGAAUUCCACAGGAAUUUAGAUGGAAUUCUCGGAUAAAUUUUAGAAGGAAUUUCUAGAGAAAUUCCAGCAUUUUCUGCAGAAAUUUCUGAAGGAAUUCCAGGAAGAAUUUCUGGAGAGAUUCCUGGCGAAUUUUUCUGAAGAAUUCCUAUAGGUAUUUCUUUAGGGUUUCCCGGAGAAAUUUUUGGAGAAUUUCCCAGACGAGUUUUUAGAGGAAUUUCCGGAAGAAUUACUGAAAAAAUUCCUAAAAUAAUGUGUGGAUAAAUUCUUGGAAUAUUUCCCGGAGGACUUUCUAAAGGAAGAAAUAAAAAAAAAUCUGGUGGCAUUUACGAAGAAAUUCCCGGAGGAAUUCUGAGAGGUAUCUCAGGAAGAGUUCCCAUAGAAGUUUCCGUUGGAAUUCUCGAAGAAAUUUCUGGGGAAAUGCCUGGAGGAAUUUCUAAAGGAAUACCUAGAGGAAUUUAUCCUGGAUCUUUUUUCAGAAAUUCUUUAAAAAAUCCUCGAUGAAUCCUUCCAAAAAUUCUUCCGGACAUUCCUCCAGAAUUUUCUUCAGAAAUUGCUUUAGGAAUUCCUACAAAAAUUCUUUGAGAAUUUUCUCCAGGAAAUCUUUCAAAAGUUUUUCCUGGAAUUCUCACAUUGUCAAAAGAUUACAGGAUUUCCUUCAAAAAUUCCGAGGGGGGUUCCUCCGAGAACACCGAAACAUAUUCUUCAGGGAAUUUCAACAGGGAUUGCUACGGAAAUUUCGUAACUCCUAAGGAAUCCCAGGAAAAAUUCCUGGUAGAAUUUUUGGAGGAAUUCCACGAGGAAUCCCUGGAGAAAUGUCUGGAGGAAUCCUCGAAAAAUUUCCUGCAGGAAUUCCAGGAGAAAUCCGAGGAGGCAUUCCUUGAGAAAUCUCGGGAGGAUUUCCUUGAGGAGUCCCGGAAGGAGUUCAUGGAGGAAUCCCUUAAGAAAGCCCUAGAAGAUUUCCUGGUGGAUUUUAUGAAACAAUCCCUGGAAGAAUUCCUGGAUGAUUUUCUGGAGAAAUCCUUGAAGUUGUUUAUGGAGGAAUCCCUAUUAGAAGCCAUGGAGGGUUUCCUUGAGAAAUCCAUGGGGGAAUUCCCAGAGAAAUCCCUUGAGGAACUUCUGGAAAAAUCCAUAGCGAAGUUUUGGAGGCAUCUUUGAAAGAAUUUCUAGAGAAAUUCCAAGAGGAAUACAUGGAGGAAUUUCUAGAGGAAUCAAUGGAGGAUUUCUUGGAGGAAUCCCUGGAAAAGUUCCCGGAGGAAUACCUGGGGGAAUUCCCGGAAAAAUCCCUGGGGCAAUUACCGGAGGAAUCCCUGGGAGGAUUUCCGGAGAAAUCCCUGGGGGAAUUCCCGGAGGAAUCCCUGGGGGAAUUCCCGGAGGAAUCCCUGGGGGAAUUCCCGGAGGAAUCCCUGGGGGAAUUCCCGGCGGAAUCCCUGGAGAAAUUCCUGGAUGAAUUCCAGGGAAUCCCUGGAGGAAUUCCUGGAAGAACUCCUUGAGGAAUCCCUGGAAAAGUCCCUGGAGGAAUUACUGGAAGAAUUCCUUGAGAAAUUCCUGGAGGAAUUUUUGGAGGAAUCUUUGAAGAAAUCCCUGCAGGAAUCCCAGGAUGAAUUCCUGGAGGUAUCCCUGGAGAAAUCCCUGGAGGUAUUCCUGGAGGAAUCCCUGGAGAAAUCCCUGAAGGAAUUUCUGCAGAAAUCCCUGGAGGAUUUUUGGAGGAAUCCCUGGAGAAAUUCCUGAGAAUCCCUGAAGGAAUCCCUGGAGGAUUUUUUGAAGGACUCCCAGGAUGAAUCCCUGGAUGUCUUCCUGGAGGAAUUCCUGGAGAAAUCCCUGGAGGUAUUUUUUGAGGAAUCUUUGAAGAAAUUCCUGCAGGAAUCCCAGGAUGAAUCCCUGGAGGUAUUCCUGGAGGAAUCCCUGGAGAAAUUUCAGGAUAAAUUUUUGGAGGUAACCCUGGAAGAAUUCCUGAAGGAAUCCCCGGAGAAAUUCCUGGCGGAAUUCUUGGACAGAAUCCUGGCGGAACUCCUGCAGAAAUUCCUGGCGGAAUUCCUGGAGAAGUCCCUGGAGGAAUUCCUUGAGGAAUUCCUGGAGGAAUCACUGGAGGAAUCCAUGGAGGAAUUCCUGGAGGAAUCCUUGGAAAAAUUUCUGGA